CAUGAAGUCAGUACUGACUCAGUAGUUGAUGAACCAACGUCAGAUCGUGCUGGGCGUCAUGACUCAUACUCAUAGGCAGCUGAUCUUUUGAUUCACUUCGAGUGUUAUAACAGUGUAAACACUUCAACAGUAACUGAUCUUUUUAAUUUUAACUAUUACCAUUCAGAACUGCACUUGAUUAUGUUCUCCUCGGGCGCAAACUACCCCAAGUUGAAGACGAACCUGCGCCUCGUGCUGAACAGGCUCAAACUGCUCGAGAAGAAGAAGUCCGAACUGGGCCAGAAGGCCAGGAAGGAGAUCGCAGACUACAUAACCGACGGGAAGUGCGAACGUGCGAAGAUCAAGGUGGAGCAGAUCAUCAGGGAGGACUACAUGGUCGAGGCGAUGGAACUACUGGAGAUGUACUGCGAUCUACUACUCUCAAGAUUCGGCCUACUGCAGGAAAUGAAAGAAUUGGACUCGAGUUUGAUGGAAGCCGUAUCCAGUAUACUCUGGGUUGCACCGAGGUUCUCGAGUGAGGUCGCUGAAUUUAAAGUCAUUUCAGAUCAGCUGACGGCAAAGUAUGGAAAAAAGUACGCUGAGGAAUGCAGGACAGGAAGGAUGAGCACGAUUUCAGAAAAGCUACGACACAAACUUAGCGUACAAGCGCCGCCGAAAAUCCUAAUAGAAAAGUAUUUGAUUGAAAUUUCUAAAAUUUACCAUAUAAAUUAUGAACCGGAUCCUCAGGUUAUGAAAGAAUACGAACAAGCUAAAGGCAUGGAUGCACUUUUGUUUGACUCAAAUGGCCCGUUAUCGAACAACCUCGAUAUGAAUGUCGUUAGGCCUCCAGGCUUCAUCGAUUAUCCCAUGCAACCCACAGUCCCUUUUAACUAUCCGUCUCCACCGUCAGUGCCGCAAAUGCCAAUCAAUCAAGGAGCGAUGGGAGGACCGUCUCCCCCCGGUAUAACGCCCCCACAUCUUUACAACAUCCCACCCACUGUGGGAAAUGAAAAUUUUCAACCUUUAAAUAUAACAAAAACAAUGAACUCUGGGCCACCGCCAUAUCCAUCUAUGCCUUCAGAUAAAAAUAUGCAGGACAAUAAUGAGCCAAAGCCGAUGCCACGGUCGAAACUAUCGCCGGAGUUGUCUUUACCGGACCUUCCGUCUGUGCCCAAUGACAACCCCCUGCCGGAAAGCAACGACUCAGACGAAGAAGAUUUCUCCGACCUUGCCAGGAGGUUUGAAGAGCUUAAAAAGCGCAAAUGAACACCCAACAGCAAACCGAUUCUUUACGCUCACUGUAUAUUAAAUUUUAAUUUUAUGUUCAAUGUAUAAAAAGCAACAUUGUUCAUAUUAUUUUUAAUUUGAAAGAAUUUUUUUCCUUGCUUAUUUUUCUUUAGCCUUUAUAAAUAAGAAGUGUUAACAAAAUGCUAUAGUUUUUUAUUAUAAAUUGUUACCUUCUAAAUUAUUAAAUAUAAAUUCGAGUAUUA
Molecule: messenger RNA, 1469 nt
Organism: Cimex lectularius (bed bug)
Lineage: Eukaryota; Metazoa; Arthropoda; Insecta; Hemiptera; Cimicidae
Gene: Ist1
Product: IST1 homolog
Exons: 7
Coding region: 181-1245 (354 amino acids)
Biological process (GO): protein transport
Source: RefSeq, a predicted model, not a curated record